Astrephomene gubernaculifera is the source of this 3928-nucleotide messenger RNA. Lineage: Eukaryota; Viridiplantae; Chlorophyta; Chlorophyceae; Chlamydomonadales; Astrephomenaceae. The record is from the annotation of a GenBank genome assembly.
CGAACUGGUAAACGUUAAAGCUGACACACAGUUGACACUAAAGCUAAACCGCUAAAGCCUAUGUUUCCUUGCCUUGCGAAACCUACCCGAAGUGUCGACAUAAUUGCCAAGACUUUUAGGCUGAUAAGGAGGGCACAAACUAUUGUUUAGUCGUCGUCAUCUUUUCGUAGGACCGUAGCAAGGACAGCAAGCAAUAUGUCGAUUCGGAUGUCGGGCGUGGUCCGAGUGCAAGCUCCGAGAGAGCCGGAACACUUGGCUCAGCCGUGCCCAUACAAACGCAACCGCCUCGCACGUCUCACGCGCGUAUGCGUCCGGGCAGAGGCGCCCCGCGAUAAGGGAGUAAAAAGCCCCACCGCUGUAUUAAAGGAAUUCUUUGUUCGCGAGCCUGUCAUUCCACCAACCUCCUCAUCCUCCUCCUCCUCGACCUCCAUAGCUCCAAAACCCAAGCCUUCUCCUCCACCUCGUCCCCAGCCCUCCCCGCCCGCUCAGCCGCAGCGCUUCCCCGGCCCCGGCGACCCUGCAUGGCCCCCGCAGCGCCCCUUCGCCGCCGUGGCCCUGGACAACCUGAUCGACUCGUUCGUGGACAUCGGCCGCCACGUGCGGCGCAUGAGUCUUGCCGAGAAGGAGGAAACAGGCACGCUAGAGAAGGGCGAGCUGGUGCCGGGCUCCAACGGCCGCAUGCGCCUGCGCUCCUCCUCCCGUCCCGUGCUGCUGGUGUUGGGCAGCGGCUGGGGCGCGCACUCGCUGAUCAAGGUGGUUGACACGGAGCUGUACGACGUGGUGGUCGUGUCGCCGCGCAACCACUUUCUGUUCACGCCCAUGCUGCCCGCCACGGCGGUGGGCACCGUGGAGUUCCGCUCGCUGCUGGAGCCCAUCCGCACCGCCAACCCCUGCGUCACAUACCUGGAGGCGGUCUGCGAGGAGAUCGACCCGGAGGCCAAGGUGGCGGUCUGCACCUCCACCUUCGCCUACGAUGACGGCAGGAAACCGCAGUUUGAGAUCCAGUACGACAAGGCGGUUGUGGCGGUUGGCGAGCAGGCCGCCACGUUCGGAGUGCCGGGUGUCCGGGAGCACUGCUGCUUCAUGAAGGAGGUGUCUGACGCGGUGGGUCUGCGCGCCCGCAUCGCGCAGCAGUUCGAGCUGGCCAGCCUGCCCGGCACCUCGGCGGCGGAGCGGCGGGCGGCGCUGAGCUUCGUGGUGGUGGGCGGGGGGCCCACGGGGGUGGAGUUCGCGGGCACGCUCAGCGACUUCCUGAGGGAGGACCUGCGCCGCAAGUACCCGGGGCUGGUGCAGCACGUGCGAGUGACGCUGCUGCAGAGCGCCCAGUCUAUCCUGACCCAGUUCGACGAGGGUCUGGGCCGGCAGGCGAUGGAGACGCUCACUUCCUCGGGGGUGGAGGUGCGCACCGGGGUGCGCGUGGUGGAGGUCACGCAGCGAGAGGUUCUCCUCGAGGGCGGCGAGCGUCUGCCGUACGGCGUGUGUGUUUGGUCCGCCGGCAACGCCCCCCGCCCGCUGGUCUCGCAGCUGUGCUCCCGUCUGCCCGCCCAGUCCUCCGCCGCCGCCUGCUGCGGGUUGCGCCCCGGCAGCAAACUGGCGGUGGACUGCUUCCUGCGCGUGGUGGGCGCGCGGGAGCUGCUGGCGCUGGGGGACUGCAGCGCGCUGCUGGCGGGGGGCGGAGGGGGCCGCCUGCCGCCCACCGCGCAGGUGGCGGCGCAGCAGGGGGCGUACCUGGCGCACCUGCUCAACAGCGGGCACUGCACGGGGGAGGGCGGGUAUGCCAGCCCGCCGCCCUACAAGCUGGUGCGCAGGAACAGGAUACAGACCGCCACCGACAACAGUGCGGCGCUGCAGUGGCUGGCAACCGCCAUGAUGGGCGGCGGGGCGCGGCUGCGGGUGGCGCAGCAGGUGUCUGACGCGCUGCUGAGUGAGGAGGCGCCUCCCUGGAUUCGUGACCACAGCCAGGACCUGGCGGCCACAGCGGCAGCGGCAACGGAGGAGCAGCAGCGGCAGACAGGCGGCAACAGCGGCAGCAGCGGCAGCGAUGUGCUGGAGGUGCGCUACUGGGAGCGACCCUUCGAGUUCCUGAACCUGGGAAUCAUGGCGUACCUGGGCAGCGACAAGGCCCUGACUCAGGUGGAGGCGUUCGACGUCAUCUCUCUCAAGCUGUACGGCGCCUUCGCCUACCUGCUGUGGAAGUCCGUGUACAUCACCAAGCAGGUGUCCUUCCGCAACCGCGUGCUCAUCCUGUUCGACUGGAUGAAGACCCGCGUGUUCGGGCGCGACAUCUCGCUGUUCUAGGAGGCGUGGAGGGUGACACAGCCACAGCAGCAGCAGCAGCACCAGCAGAUGCCGGGUGCUGCGGUGACUGCUGGGACAGCGGUAGGUGGAGUGGUGUGCGGUGUACGACAUCGGGGCAACAUUGCCCUGUCUACAGCGGCCGCUAUGCAACGAGCACUACAUUGCGGGGCCUAGUAUUGCACAUAUUAACGAUGUGGCACGAAGGAAGCUACUUAUUUCUUCUUUCUUAUGCGGUGCGAGAUAGAUGAAAGCACCACGACCAACCUAUCAAGUUAUGCGCGGAUGUUGCAGAGGGGGGAAUGUUUAAUGAAAGGGUGGUCAAGAUGAGCGCCGCGCCAAGCGUCACCGAUUACCGGUAUGACUUGAAACAUAACUUUGGUCGACUUGGUGAAUAAGGUACCAAUUGAGGGCGGAGAGGCAUCACGUCGUGAAACACCACGGAUCUUUGCACCUACUGUGUAUACAAGUCAAAGAGCAUGUCAAGGGUGUUGGUUUGGCGGCUGUGAGAGUUAUUAUAAGCGCUGGCACGGGAAGCGUGUUUACUGAUGCCCGUGCUUGUUGUCUAAAAUUUGAGACUUGCAACCUGGCUUGCGUACCAGAGAGUAGUUGAUGAACUGGAGGGGCGUUCUCCUGCUGCGCACGCUCCCUUUGUUGUGCGGCUCAUUCUUCUCAUAUACCGAGAGAGGCUACAAUGCUGUAUCGACCUCAGCAGUACGAUACGGAUUAUCUGUGGCUGUUGGUUAUAUUUGCAGUUACAAUCUGCACUUGUGUACAGUGUGUCGUACGAGCCAGGGGGGACAAGGACACUAAACGAAACGAGUAUAAACUACUAGGCCUUGACUGUAUUUUAGCGUUGAUCUUGCCCCGAGGCAGGUGCCGGCAGCCUUGGCCUUCUUUCGUAUUUUGUAGUGUAUCGGCACGUUAAUGUUGUCCGGCCCCGAUGAUGAUUGGCAAUUCUUCGGGUUGCCAUAACGCCAUAACGCCAGGCUGAAGGGAGCUGCCGUACGUGCAUGUCCGGUGCCGCAUGUUGUUGUGCCGUACAAAUGCUGUACCUUUGCUGUGUUGAACCAAACCGCACGAGGUCCAGAAUAUAGGGUGAUUCGGCUGUCAGCAUUGCAGAUGGCGGCCCAGGCCCGUAACGACCCGUGGGUCAGUCGUACCAGCUUUGCCUGAAGAAUGCAUAUAGGGCAGCUUCCGUGGUGAUCCAGCCUAACAUAGUUGGAAAAUCCGGACGUUGUCUCACCAUGUGGUUGGGAUCGCAGAAGGCCGACGUACAUAGGUGUCCAAUGUAAACCAGUUUUUUUAAUGGCUCCCAACCGUAAAGGCAUUAGUGGCCUGUUGGUACGAAGGAAGGGGGCUUCAGGGGAAGGCCUAAACGCCAUUCAUUGGCUUAUAUAUAUGCGCUCCUGGCGGUCAUGCGGACGGUUGAUGAGAUGGGGUUUGUUACAGCCGUCGUGGGGAGGUCGUACACAAGGGAAACACAAACCACCAAGCCACCGGACGCUGUGUUCAAGAUUUGAUCUUUUCCUGACACUAGGGACCCCUCGGAGUACCCUACACCUACAUAUUACAUUAAACAAUACCACUAAGCUGAGUACUAGUAGAUAUGGUGUAACAACUAACGGUAUAA